Molecule: messenger RNA, 9618 nt
Organism: Myripristis murdjan (pinecone soldierfish)
Lineage: Eukaryota; Metazoa; Chordata; Actinopteri; Holocentriformes; Holocentridae
Exons: 12
Coding region: 406-9369 (2987 amino acids)
Biological process (GO): DNA repair; telomere maintenance
Molecular function (GO): ATP hydrolysis activity; DNA helicase activity
Source: RefSeq, a predicted model, not a curated record
AUCUCUGUUGGCUGUGAGAUCUGGUGUUUUUCUACCUGCAAUUGACCUGCGAGCCACCUGCCUUGGACCUGCUACUUACCUGCACUACAUCUGUGAUCCUCUAAUCCAGAACAAGUUUACACACAUUGAUUCCAUUUAAAAAACACACUUAACUAAUUGUUAAUCCACACACAUACUCCUUCUCCACACAAGCACACAGACACACAAACACACAGACACACACACAUACACACAAUUUGUUGAUUUCCCACUGCCAAGGUAAGUUGAAACAUUUGUGUAGUUGAAGGCUGACGUUGUCUGGUAAAGCAUUGUUUGUGAGUAUGAUUGGUACAGAUUCAAAGUUAAAGUUAAAGUUUCUUUGUGAACUUUGAAAAAAUAUUAAUUUUUUUUGUUUUUCAUUCUGAGAUGCCCCGUGCCAAGUCCCACCGUCGUGCCCAGGCCCAGAAGCGGAGGAUGGCGCAGCCGCAGCCAUGGACCCCCCAGCCGCCUGUCCCCGAGUUCGUUGCUCGGCGCGGUACUGGUUACCGCCAUCGUGUGCGGAGAUGGCCAACUUCGGAGCUGACCCAGCGGAGCUUCAAGUUGGUCACUCCAGCCCAGCAGCCGGACCAGAAGAUGGUGUUCGUCGUGGGAGCCUCCCACCUGCGGCCCAUGGUGGAUGGGAUCGUCGCCAUGCCGGAGGGACCUCUGUGUUUUUCUUUUCUCUCUGUUCCAGGUGCGCAUGCAGCAGAGCUGAGGACAGAGGUGUCGCACGCCGCUCUCCCUUGGACCCCGGAUGUGGUCUGCGUGAUGGCCCCCAGCAACAACCUGACAGCCAGCAGGAACAUCGGAGAGGCGUCGCUGGACUUCGGUGCUCUCCUGGCUACAGUCUGCAGCCGCUGGGCGAAGGUGUUUGUGCUGGACUUCCCUCCACGCCUGAACAUCGAGCCUGGCUUGCAGGAGCUGUUUCGCCAGGAGUUCCGCCGUGUCGCAGCACGCAUGGGUCUCCCAUACGUGUCUGUGGCAGAGCACCUCCCUCUGGAUCGGUUGGAGCUGUGGAGCCGUGACAGUGUGCACCUCAGCGACAGCGAUGGAACGCCGAUCCUGGUCCAGGCCCUGUGGGACGCCGCGGUCCACCAGCUGGCUCCUCCCCCUCCUCCUCCGCCUUCGGUGCCCCCCCGGACAUCGCCUCGUGCCAGGGUCUCCCCCGUGCUGGUCGUGACAGGACACAGGCCCGCGCCCCGUCACCGCGACCCACUGGAGUGGACCGUGGUCGGACAGGAGGGCAAGGCUCGAGCAUCUCCGGUGCAAGAGUCUGUCCUUCCAUCCAACCCCGUGUGGUUCAGCGGCGACAUGCUGGAGGCCAUGGAGACGGUUUCUCCUUCUUCAGACGACGACACUGCCGUUCCACCAGCUGGCCAGACUUCCCGUGUGAGGCGUUGGCCAAGAGGUGUUGCCACAAGGCGCAGAGGAGGAAAGCGGCAGGUGCCGGCAACACCUUCACCUUGUGUGACCGUGUCUGCCUCCGGGCCCAGACCAGCGGUGCAGCAGGUGGAGGCGACAGCCCAGGAGUCGCCCAGCGUGGUGCCAGUGGUGGUCGUCGGUUGGGAGGAGGUCGCCGCAGCGUGCCCCGCCGUCCCGGAGGUGCCAGCAACACCAUCACCUGCCCGUGUGACCGUGUCUGCCUCUGGGCCCAGACCAGCGGUGCAGCAGAUGGAGGCGACAGCCCAGGAGUCUGCCAGCGCGGUGCCGGGGGUGGUCGUCUGUCGGGAGGUGGUCGCCGCAGCGUGCCCUGCCGUCCCGAAGGCACAACAGAAGAUCGUCAAAGCUAAGGCUGUUUUUGUUCCUUCUGUUUGUGUUCAUGAUGUUCAGUUUGAGUCUAACGCUAAUGCUGUGGCAACAGAGGCUAGCAGAGAUAGCAGCAGGAUUAGGCUAGCAAAAGUUGUGCACGGAUCGUUUCACCAAGGCGAUUCGCGAUUUGUGUAUGGAGGAGUGCAGUGUAUGGCUAUAGCUUUGGUCAGCUUAGCCAAACACACGGUGAGCAGCGCGUUCUCGUGGGACAGGCUGGAUCUGGAUCGCGCGUUGAUUCUAGGUGAUGAGUUGUACACCAGUUUGCGUGAACUCAAGACCUUUAGCCAUGUGUCAAAUCUGCUGUCUGUGCCAGAUUUGCCACAACACUUGGAAUUAGACGGACAGGUGUUUAGGUUCAGUUUUGGUGACACAGUAUUAGGCGAAGUAGGCGUUACCGAAGGUGAAUACAUCGACUUCGGUGUGUUUGUCAGCUUGCGUAAUGGACUGGAGAGAAUCUUCAGUCAGUACAGCACAUGUCUUCUGACACUGUGUGGAAACACCACUGCCAUCAUGCGUGAGGAUGGACGGUUCGCUGUGGUCGACAGUCACUCACGCAGUAACACUGGCUUGUUACACCAUGACGGUACAAGCGUGGUUCUGCAUUUCGCGUGUCUCGACGACCUGCACCACUACAUCUGUCGUUUGGCUGACAGUCUCAGUUCAAGGGAGAAGCUCUUUGAGCUGUGUGGUGUCACGGUCAGCACGGGUGCAAGUCCAGCGCGGUCUGGUGUGUCUGUGGAGAGUCUCAUCACUGGGAUGAGUGCUGCUCCAGCACCAGAGUCUAGUGUGGUCACUGAGGCUGGGAGAAAAAGCGAGGAUUCUGCAGGCAGUUUUGCGCCUGAGUGUGGUCUUGGCGUAGCCGCAAGUCCGGCACUGUCUGGCAUUUCUGUGUUGACGUUCUCCAGCGAGGUGAGCAGCAGUUCAGCGGCAGAACCAACAGUGACUGGUGGCAGAAAGCGUGUGAUUUCUUCUAACAUUUGUAUGUCGAAGAAAUUCAAGAGCUUUGAUGUUAAUGAGAUCAAUUUGGACGUCGAAUUUGUGAGCGCGGUGAGAAAGAAAGAGUUGGUCUUCCGUCCCCUUGGCGUAGAUGUUUGUCGUGCUUUAUGCACAAAGUUAAAUGUCGAUUGCGUGAAGGUUGUUAGUCCGGUAUCCACAGAGGUGGCAUUGUUAGGUGUUCCUUGUAGCAAAGAUAGGAUUGUGGCUGAUGGUAACUGCUUCUUCAGAGCCAUCUCUCAGGCUGUGAGUGGUUCUCAGAAGCACCAUCGUAGGAUUAGGCUAGCUGUGUGUAAAGAGUUGGUGAGGAACGCGGAUAGAUAUCAGAGUCUUUUAAGGAGUGAGUACUCCUCAGUGUUAGAGUACAUUCAGCAGUCCAGGAUGAGAUGUGUUGGCAGUUGGGCCACCGAGGUGGAGAUUCAGGCGACAGCGGAUUGGUUAGCCGUUAGUGUGUUUACUUUUCAUGAUGGACGUUGGUUGAGGUAUAGCUGUAGCAGUCAGUCUUUGUCUACAGAGUGUAUUUACAUAGAGAAUAUCAGGGGGCGGCAUUUUGAGAAUGUUUUUUGUGUGUGUAAGCCUGGACUGCAGAGUUGUUACAGGUACUGUAAAGUUAGUGAAGUCACAGGUUACAAUGUAAGGUCUAGAAGGAUGGAUGUUGUGGUUGUAGAUAGUGACAACACAGCAGUUGGAUGUAGUAGUGUAGUAGGUGUAGAGGAUAGUGACAAGGUUGUGGAGGCUGCUAGUGAGGUAGUGUCAGGUAGAAAGUCUCUGUCCAUGUAUCUGAGGCGUAAACAGAGGGAGCAGGAAAAGUUGAAUAUGUCACUUAGGGAGAAACGGCUUUUAAGGAUUAGGAAGAUAUAUAAGGAAAAUGUGUUGUUCAGGGAGAAGGCAAAGUUGUUGAGUGUAGAAAAGUAUUGUAAGAAUUUGCCCCACAGAGAGAGGGUUAAAGAGAUGAGUAUUAGUAAAUACAGAGACAGCAUUGAGCAUAGGGAGAUAGUUAAGGGCAAGAGUGUGGGCAAAUAUAGGGAUAGCAUUGAGCACAGGGAGAAAGUUAUAGAAAGGAGUAAGAGUAAGUAUCAUGGUAGUGUAGAGCAUAAGCAGAAAGUUAUUUCUGGUGUGAGGUUGAGCAGGAAGCAGAAGGUGGAGAAGGCAGCAGAUUUUGCUUUUGUUAUGGAUCGGUUUUUGGCAAAGGUCAGAGAUGGACCAGAUUUUGUGUGCUGUGUUUGUCAUAGGUUGUUUUUUAGAUUUCAGGUGCUGAUUUGUGCAAGGGAAGUUUAUAGGCGAAGUUCAGUGACAGCUGCUAUUGCAGAUAGGUGUAUAGGCGAGCAUUAUUUGCAUAGGUGUAAUAAGGAGUGUGUUGUGCCUUGUUCGUUGGUGUCAUCGCGUGGUCAGCUGUGGAUUUGUUUCACGUGUCAUGGUAAGCUUAGCAGAGGUGAGAUGCCGGCUGAAUGCUGGGUUAACAACUUGGAGCUGGAUCCCAUUCCAUCUGAACUGGGAUGUCUGAAUAGUUUAGAGCAGCAUUUGAUAGCUUUGCAUAUUCCGUUUAUGAAAAUGUUGGCACUGCCUAAAGGGGGGCAGAAUGGAGUACAUGGACCAGUGACAUGUGUUCCAGCCAACAUUGUUCAGACGACUAAUGUGUUGCCGCGUUCCAGUAUGGAAGGGUCUCUGCUUCAGGUUAAGCUGAAGCGGAAACUCACCUAUAAAGGAUAUUACGAGUACCAGUUUGUGGAUACGUUGCGUGUAAGACAGGCGCUAGAAUAUUUGAAGAGGACUAAUUUUCAUUAUAGGGAUAUAGAGUUUAAUGAGCACUGGGUCAAUGAGUUUGUUAGGGAGGAAGAUAGGGACAAGGAAGAGGCCGAGUCAGGCAGUGAGGAUGAAGCUGAGGGUAGGUCACGUCAGGUUACGGUUCAGUCUGAAAUGUGUGAUCUAGCAGAAUCAGCAGACAUAGGACAGGAUGAACUGUUACAUGACAGACAACAGCACUGCAUGUUUCAGGACACUUGUCUUAUGCCUGUUGAUAUUGGUCAGGAAGCUUUAGAUCAGUAUUUUAAGGAUAUUUUGAACAUUGCGCCUGCAGAAGGGAAUAGUCCGGUAAGAAUGCUUUCUGACCACACGAAUGAGGCAAAGUGUUUCCCUGUGUUGUUCCCUGUGGGUGAUAAGACCUUCCAUGACGGACGGUCUCAUCACUUGACGUUGUCGCGUUAUCUUAAUAACCGGAUUAUGCAUGCUGACGGUCGUUUUGCGCGGAACGUCGAGUACAUAUUUUUUGCGCAGUACAUGUCAGAGUUGGACAGGGUUGUGUCCAGUGUUUCCGUCGCUUUGCGUAAGGGCAAAGGAGGUCAGAGGCCUCAACGCAUUACUGAGGACAUGUUAACGGAUGCGGACGCCUUGAAGCAGUUGUUGGCGUGUGAUGACGGGUUUAGGUUUCUUAAACCCAUUAGAGGAACUCCGGCCUUUUGGCAGUCUGUCCAGAAGGACGUGAUGGCUUGCGUGCGUCAAUUGGGUAUUCCGACGUGGUUUUGUUCGUUUUCGUCUGCGGAUAUGCGCUGGCAGAAUCUCCUGACCAGCAUCCUGAAACAGGAAGGCAGAUCGCAGACGGUAGAGGAUUUGGAGUGGGCUGACAGGUGCGAGUUGCUGCGUCGUAAUCCGGUCACCGCGGCGAGGAUGUUUGACUACAGGUGGCACUGUUUUCUGAAAGAGGUUCUCAUGUCUCCCUGUCAACCUAUCGGCAAAAUAAUCGAUUACUUUUAUAGGGUAGAAUAUCAACAAAGAGGCUCACCACAUGUACACUGUUUGUUUUGGAUCGAGGGUGCUCCCCAAAUUGAUAGAAACACAGAUGAGGAAGUGGUAAAAUUUAUUGACCGUUACGUUACAUGUGAGCUACCCUCAGAUGAUGACACACUAUUGGACACGGUGUCAUCUGUUCAAACGCAUUCCAAACGACAUUCAAAGUCGUGUAGAAAACACAAAACGACAUGUCGUUUCAAUUUCCCAAAACCUGUUUCUGCGCGGACAUUCAUUUGUAGAAUGUUAGAAUGCAAGUGCGAUAAGAAAAAGACAGCGGAGACCGAACCUGGUUCAGAAAACAGGCCGGUCUGUAAGUGUUUUGAGGAUAGGGAUAAGAUGCCAGAAAACGUUGCGCAGGCUAUUCUAACAGCUGUUAAGAGAGCUGUAGAAAGUGAUGUGCCUCCUGUUAGUGUAGAGGACUUGUUUUGUGCUUUAGGAAUAAAUCAGGAAAUCUUCGAGUUGGCUUAUAGGCGUUUAGAGAAGAGGCAUAAGGUUGUGUAUAGGAGAGGGGUGAACGAGGUUUGGGUCAAUCAGUAUAAUAAGCAGUUGUUGAAGUGCUGGAACGCUAACAUGGACAUUAGCUUUGUCACCGACGCCUACGCAGUAGUAAUAUACAUACUAUCGUAUAUUACGAAAGCAGAGAGAGAAAUUGGCCUAUUAUUGACUAAUGCCCAAAAAGAAGCCAAAACACAAGGGAAUCUCUCUGCUAAAGAAGCCCUGCGGAAGCUGGGCAGUGUAUAUUUACACAACAGAGAUGUUUGUGCGCAGGAGGCGGUGUAUAGGCUAACGAACAUGCACCUGAAGGAGUGUUCCAGGAAGGUUGUGUUUGUGCCGACAGGGAGCAGGAUAGUUAGGAUGAGUUUGCCCCUUAGUGUUUUGAGGCAGAAGGCGGCCUCCGGUGAUCUUGGGGAGGAUGAGAUGUGGAUGACAGGCAUAGUGGAUAGGUAUAAGAAUAGGCCUAACAGCGAUGUCUUUGCAAACAUGUGUAUGGCUACCUUUGCAUCUGAGUAUCGUGUUCUCAGCAAAAAUGAAAAGUCUAAGGACAGAAUUCAAUUGAACAAUGAUUUGGGAUUCAUUCUGAGGAGAACACGCACUCAGUUUGCAGUGGUGCGGUACAUGCGUUUCAGUUUGGAUAGACAGGAAGAGGCACAUUUUCAGAGCCUGCUGCAGUUGUUUCUUCCUUAUAGAACUGACUCAGACCUCAAACCUGCAGGCUUUGAGCUGUUUGAGCAGUUCUAUAACGAUGGCCAGGUGACGUUUAGCGACGGGUCUGUGCAUUCGGUUUGCGAUGUCAUCGGCGAGAAUAGGGCCAGGUUUGAGGUCAAUUGUCCUCACCUUGAGUUAGCUCAGGAGAUAGCUGCGCAGAACAACGGGGUAGAUGAAGAUGUUUGGGGUGAGCUGUGUCCUGAACAGGAAACGGAACGCCUAGAAGGUUUAGAGGAGCAGAGGCAGCAGCGGGAAGCUGAGAUAGCUGAGGAACAGUUAGUUGAAGCGAUGGAGAAUGUUCCAGAUUUGAUUGUUGGUGGCAGACAGGUAGCGCAGGUGGAGAGAAACAGGUCCAUGUUGUCUAGAAGUGACGGUUUGGCGCUUAUUAGGUCUCUGAAUGAGACACAGCUGGCUGUUUUUUAUAAAGUGAGACAGUGGUGUUUGCAGAAGGUGAUGGGUAAAAACCCAGAGCCUCUGCGUGUAUUUGUCACAGGUGGCGCAGGAACGGGGAAAAGUCAUUUGAUUAGGGCUAUUGAGUAUGAGGCAGGGAGGCUGCUGUCAACACUUUGUGAUCAACCAGACGAUAUCUGUGUUUUGUUAACUGCUCCUACUGGCAUAGCUGCAUACAAUUUGAAUGCAGCAACAAUUCAUCAUACAUUGAGUAUUGGCAAACAGGCUAGUUUACCUUACACCCCUCUGGGUGAAGAUAAACUAAACUCUUUGCGAGCUAAAUUGAGUCAGGUCCAAAUUUUAAUUAUUGAUGAAAUCAGUAUGGUUGAUCACAACGUGUUGGCUUAUGUGCAUGGUAGAUUGAGGCAGGUGAAGCAGACAGGCGACUUUUCCCCGUUCGGUAAUGUUAGUGUGAUAGCUGUCGGAGACUUCUAUCAGUUGCCUCCUGUUAAAGGGAAGCCUCUGUAUAGUAGUCCUGUUGGUGUGGACCUGUGGUGCAAUUUCAGCAUCGUGGAGCUGAAAAAGAUAGUUAGGCAGAAGGAUAGUGUUUUUGCUGAGUUGCUUAAUAGGUUAAGAGUGCGUUCCAGGGCCACCCCAAUGUUAAAUAGCGAUGUUGAAAUGCUGAAGAUGCGCGAGACCGGCGAGGUGAGCUCAGCCUUGCAUAUCUUUGCGACGAAUAGGCAAGUAAGUGAGCACAACCUAAAUUAUCUGUUUGACUGUUGUCCUGAUUAUGUCACCGUUGAAGCGCAAGACUUCGUGAAUAACAGGACAACAGGGAAUUUGGAACGGAUGCCCGGGCAUCACGGCGUUGCGGCGGACACGUCUUUACCGGAGACUCUGUGUUUAGCGAGGAACGCGCGAGUGAUGUUGUGUAAGAACGUGGAUGUUGCGGACGGCCUGGUCAAUGGAGCAUGUGGCACGGUUACUCAGUUAGUUUUUGGAGAGGAUUCCACGUUUCCUCUCACUGUGUAUGUUAGAUUUGAUGAUGAGAAUAUUGGUUCAGAUAGGAGGAAAAAACGUGCACAUGCAGCAGUAGAAUGCCUGCAGUCUACUGCCAUUGAUCCAGAGACGGAAAGAGCCACUAAACGCGGCGGUGUGCGUCGUCAGUUUCCUCUAAGGUUAGCGUGGGCUUGCACUGUUCACAAAGUGCAAGGACUCACUGUGGACGAGGCCGUAGUGUCAUUGAAGAGGGUGUUUGCACCGGGGCAGGCAUAUGUAGCGCUGAGUCGUGUUAGGGCCUUGUCUGGACUGAUCAUCCAGGAUUUUACAGAGAAGGUAAUUUACUGCAAGGACGCCAUAAAGGAGGCCUUGGAUAGCAUGCCUCCAUUUUUGAUUGAACAGCCAAAGCCUUCAUUAAAUACACACAGUUUCUCUGUGUAUUUAAUGAACGUUCAAAAUUUAAGUCGCCACUUGGUAGAUUUGGUGUCUUGCACGCAGCAUUUACAGCUUACCUGUAUUGCUGUGACAGAAACGUGGCUCACUGCACAGUCUUCAUUAGACUGUGUCCAAAUUGAAGGUUACACUUUCCACAGUCGUCCUCGUGGCUUGUGUUACAGCAGCAGUAAUCCCAAAUUGAUAGAGCUAAAGAACCUAGAACAUGGUGGAGUUGGUUUGUAUAGUGUAGACAAUUUGGACUGUAACAUUCUGCAGGUGCCCGAUUUGAAUCUGGAGUGUUUGGUGUGCCUGUGUAACAAAUUCAACAUAUUGUUGGUAGUAAUAUAUCGUCCACCAUGUUAUCCAAAUUCUUUAUUCAAACAAAAUCUGGGGAGGUUACUUGAUUGGUUACAUCCAAUCAGUAACACAAUUGUAAUAAUGGGUGAUUUCAAUGAGAACAUUUUAAAAACAUCAUCAAUUUCCAAAUUUAUGGGUGAAAAAGGUUUUAGUCAGCAUGUGACACAAGAGACUACAGAGAAGGGGACACUAAUUGAUCAUGUUUAUGUUAAAACAACACGGUAUAAUGUCGAAUGUGCAGUCAUGCCCACGUAUUUUAGUGAUCAUGAAGGUGUUUUGUGUAGUUUUAUUGUUAAAGAUGAUCAGGGGUUAGUUGUUGACUUCGAGGAGGUAGAGGGCCUCUUCGAGUCAGACUUGGUUUUAGAUGAGGAUUAGGUUGUUGUGUUUGGCAAAGGAGGCAAACAAUGAAUUCACACGACCGGUGUAAAUUCAUUGUUUGAUGAGUCAAACGGAGCUACAUUGCAGUGUCCCGGUGCAAAUGUUAGUGUUGUCGUGUUUGUGUGUUGGCAUAGGUCAGGUUUAUGUGUGGAAAGAGGAAACUGACUUGUAGUGUGUUGUGCUGUUCAUGGUGUGUACAUUGGCUACCACUGUGAAUGUUUUUUUAUAAGUGUAGAGCCUGUCCCA